Molecule: messenger RNA, 937 nt
Organism: Gekko japonicus
Lineage: Eukaryota; Metazoa; Chordata; Lepidosauria; Squamata; Gekkonidae
Gene: ECRG4
Product: chromosome unknown open reading frame, human C2orf40
Exons: 5
Coding region: 268-720 (150 amino acids)
Biological process (GO): central nervous system development; anaphase-promoting complex-dependent catabolic process; G1 to G0 transition
Source: RefSeq, a predicted model, not a curated record
GCAAGUUUUUCUGCAAAAGGAGAGAUUCCUGAGGAAUAGAAUCAAUGUGUACUUCAUAUAUUUGUCCCUGUGGUUCCAAAAAGCUGUAAUAAAUUUUUCCUGUACUGCUUAGUUACUUCUUUCAAAACUCAAGGUGUGCUUAAAUAAAGACCAACUUGUUUCUGUAACGGGCGGGGAAUCUAAUUUCUUUUGGCCAGACGUGAAGACAGGAAGCAGAUUAUCUGAAAGGUCCUGCGCUCGCCACUCGCCAGCGACGCCCUCGCCGAGAUGCCGCCGCUCUUCUGCGUGUCCGGCCGGGGGGCCCUCUCCUUGGCAGCCCUGCUCCUUGUCCUGGUGGUCGCCUCCAGCCCCGGUGUUACAAGAGGAAAUAAACUUAAGCUGAUGCUUCAAAGACGAGAAGCCUCAGUUCCAGCUAAGGGAGACGUGUCAGUCAAAGAAGAUAAGGCUAAAGAGUUCUUAAGCAGCCUGAAACGCCAGAAACGCCAGCUUUGGGACAGGAGUCAACCUGAUGUACAGCAGUGGUACCAGCAGUUCCUUUACUUGGGCUUUGAUGAAGCUAAAUUUGAAGAUGAUGUCUCCUAUUGGUCAAACCUAGGACGGAGUGGCCAUGAAUAUUAUGGUGGUUAUUACCACCACCACUACGAUGAAGAUGCUCCUAUUGGCCCACGGAACCCACACACUUUCAGGCAUGGAGCCAGUGUCAACUAUGAUGAUUAUUAACCCUGAAUUCUCUUCUCUGAUCAAGAACCAUCCUGAAGAGUAACCAGGACCUCUCCUCCCUCCUUCACGGUCUCCCUUUUUCAAGUUUGAGUUAAGACUUGUUAAACGUAAUGAGAAAAAUGUAAUGUUACUUUUUAUAUACACUCAGUAGCACACAAUAUAGAUGUGUUAGAAUUGAAGUGUCAUAAUAAACUGAUUUCAUCGAUGUAAUAAAAAU